Molecule: messenger RNA, 2482 nt
Organism: Colossoma macropomum (tambaqui)
Lineage: Eukaryota; Metazoa; Chordata; Actinopteri; Characiformes; Serrasalmidae
Gene: tbc1d24
Product: TBC1 domain family, member 24
Source: RefSeq, a predicted model, not a curated record
CAGCGCAUGCGCGCAGCGCCUGAAAAUGAAGGCGGCUUGGAGGCAGCGGGAGUAAAUCCGAGCAGUGGAGGACGUUAUGGGUGGUUAGUCUCUCUCUCUCUCUCUCUCUCUCUCUCUCUCUCUCUCUCUCUCUCUCUCUCUCUCUCUCUCUCUCUGGCUGAUCAGUUGGACGAGCGUGUGCUCCUAGAGGUCAGAGGUCAUGGCGGCGGAGGAGAAGGAGGACUUCGGUGUGUUUCUGGACUGGGCUCAGAUGGGAGACGUUUCGCGCGAUGCUCCCGCCGGUAAGACCGAGUAUAAAGACCCUAAAGAGCUGAAGCAGCACGCACGCUCGGGCCAGUGGGCCAAGAACCACCCCCAGAGGGCGCUAGUGUACCGGCAGCUGAUCAAAGCCCUGCCUUGCCGUGCGGUCACUGCCGACGCCGCCGUUUACCGCGACAUAGUGGGAAACUCCAGCAGCAAACGGAACCCGGCGAACUUCCCUCUUCCCGAGUUUGUGGACGGAGCCGCGGUGCCGCUCUACUGCCUGAAGCCGGAGGCCGCCGGUUCGGUUCACGCCAUCAUUUCCUGCGUGGCGGGCGAGUUCCCGGACGUUUCCCACUGCCCGGCGCUGCCCGCAGUGGUGGCGCUGAUGCUGCACUGGAGCCCGGACGAGUCGCAGUGUUUCGAGGCCGUGGGCCGCCUGCUGGCCUGCAACGAGCCGGGCCGCCGCAUGCUGGACCAGACCUUCCUGGCCUACCAGUCGUCCUGCAUGACCUUCGGCGACCUUGCCCACAAGUACUGCCCCGCCGCCCACAAGCUGAUGGUUGCCGCAGCGACGGACGUGCUGGAGGUGUACGCGGACUGGCAGCGGUGGGUUCUAGGGGACCUGCCCUUCUCCCACGCCGCCAGGGUGAUGGACGUGUUCCUGGUGGAGGGGUACAAGGUGCUGUACCGCGUCGCUCUGGCCAUCCUGAAGUUCUACAGGAAGCACAAGGCCGCGGGGGGAGCCACCACCCAGCAGGACUCGGCGGGGGUCAAAGCUGACAUCCAGGCGUUUGUGCGGGGCAUCAGCAGCUCUGUGACUCCUGAUAAACUGCUGGAGAAAGCGUUUUCCAUCCGACUGUUCAGCCGUAAAGAGAUCACCCUGCUGCAGCUGGCCAACGAGAAAUCCCUUCAGCAGAAGGGCAUCACCGUCCGACAGAAGAGGCGUAACGUGCAGUUAGCUGUGAACGCGGAGAACUUCUGCUCGGAGAUCGUCAGCGCGAAGGAGAUGAAGGAGAUCUGGUCCUGGAUCCCUGAGCGCUUCGCUCUGUGCCAACCUCAGCUGCUGUUCACCACAUCGACACACGGCUGCAGCUUAAACAGGUUUUAUUCUCACUGUGAAGGAUAUGAACCCACACUGCUACUAAUCAAGACCACAGACAGAGAGGUGUGUGGGGCGUUCCUGUCGACGGACUGGGAGGAGAGGAAGAGGGGCGGUAAUAAGCUGAGCUACUUCGGCACGGGGGAGUGCUUCGUCUUCAGGAUGAAGCCGGAGAUGGAGCGCUACGAGUGGGUCGUCAUAAAACACCCCGAGCUGGCCAACUCGGCCCAGGCUGGGUCCGAUCAGCCCGACCAAGAGGCUAAUGAUGCUAACGCUAACUCACACAGCCUCCCCGUAGAGUCCCCGCCCACAUCUGCCACUGACACCGCCCAGCUCUCGCCCUUCCUCGCCGCCCGGCACUUCCACCUGAAUGCCCGGAACACCUCCAUGUUCAUGGCUGGGAAUGUGGACUCCAUCAUCAUCGGUGGGGGCGACGGAAACGCUCUGUAUAUCGACUCCGAGCUGAAUCACGGCCGGACGGGCCGCUGCGCCACCUUCGACAACCCGCCGCUCUGCGCCGAGAGCUUCCAGAUCGCCCUGCUCGAGGCCUGGGGCUUCCAGGACGCCAUGAAAACCUAACGGCCAGUCGCCACACCGGAGACCACCGGGGUUAUCGGGGUGACCAGAGUCAGACUGACCCCUCUGGGAGAACGCUUCUAAACUGAAGUUCUGCUUUAAAGCGAUAGUUUGGGGAACAACGGAAUUCACAGUUUCUCCGUUCAGCCCAAUCGAGGGCUUCUGUAGCACUGGAGCUACGAGGCUGACGUAGCUAACAAGUAUUGGAGGCUUAUGUACCAAUUGGACGCUGCACUCUUAAAGAACAUGGUUCUUCAAGGGUUCUUUAGUAAAGACAGUGGUUCUGUAUAGAACCAUGAACACUGAAAAGACCAUUUACACGCUUAAAUGGUUCUUUGCAUGGUGAAAUGGUUCUUCAGACUGAUAGAGAAUGUGUUGGAUUUGGUUCUAUAUAGAACCUUUUCGAAAAUAGUUCUAUAUAGAACCAAAAAGCAUUCUUCUGUACACUCUUAUAGAUGGUACUUCAGGGUUUUUUGGCAAAGAAAAUGGUUUUAUACAGAACCAUGAACGCUCAAAGAACUUUUUGCUUCAUGAAAGGGUUCCUCAGAUUGGUGGAGAACAUGC